AUGGCUGCCAGUGGAGACGUAGGCAAGCUGUUACAAGUACAGAAUGUGACUCCUGCGAACACAACCUACAGUGGGGUUGAUGCCGUUCAUGCCUGUAACAUCCUCCAGCAGCUCAAAGCCUUGUAUGAUGAAGCACAGCUCACAGACAUUGUCGUUGAGGUGGACCAUGGCAAGACAUUUCCGUGUCACCGAAAUGUUCUUGCAGCAAUCAGCCCUUACUUUAGGUCCAUGUUCACCAGUGGCCUUACAGAGAGCAGCCAGAGGGAGGUGCGGCUCAUCGGGGUUGAGUCUGAGUCCAUGCACCUGGUCCUGGACUAUGCCUACACGUCCAGAGUCAUGCUGUCCGAGUCCAAUGUCCAGGCCCUGUUCACGGCAGCCAGCAUCUUCCAGAUCCCAGCCCUGCAGGACCAGUGUGCCCUGUUCAUGAUCAGCCGUUUGGACCCCCAGAACUGCACCGGGGUCUACAUGUUCGCAGACGCCUACGGCCACCAGUUGCUGAGGGAGCGCUCCCAGGACUACAUACGCAAGAAGUUCCUGUGUGUGGCAUGGGAGCAGGAGUUCCUCCAGCUCACCAAGGAGCAGCUGGUGAGCAUCCUGAACAACGAUGACCUGAACGUGGAGAAGGAAGAGCAUGUGUAUGAGAGCAUUGUGCGCUGGUUGGAGCACGACAGCCCUCGCAGGGAGACCCACCUGGCUGAGGUGUUUUCUCAAUGCAUCCGACUGCCCCUCCUGGAUGACUCUUUUCUCAGCCGCAUCCCGGCCCCUUUCGCCUGCGCCCUCUCUCUGUCCAGGGAACCUGCCGAAGCCAAGGCACGUCUCAACGGCUGCUCUCAGCGCCUGGGCAUGACCGCCUCCGAGAUGGUCAUCUGCUUUGACGCGGCACACAAACACUCAGGGAAGAAGCAGACCGUGCCUUGCCUGGACACUGCUGCUGGGAAGGUGUUCAAGCUCUGCAAGCCCCCCAAUGACCUGCGGGAGGUGGGCAUCCUGGUGUCAUCGGAGAACGACAUCUUCAUCGCUGGGGGCUAUCGCCCUAGCAACAGCGAGGUGUCCAUCGACCACCGGGCGGAGAGCGACUUCUGGCAAUACGAGCAUGCAGGGAACCGUUGGCUGGCGCGUUCGCCCAUGCUACGGGCCCGGAUCGGCUGCAGGCUGGUCCACUGCUGUGGGAAGCUGUACGCCCUGGGGGGCCGUGUGUACGAAGGGGAUGGAAGGAAUGCACUGAAGUCAGUGGAGUGCUACGAUGCCAGGGAUAACUGCUGGACUGCCGUCAGCCCCAUGCCUGUCGCCAUGGAGUUUCACAGCGCUGUGGAGUACAGAGACCACAUCUACAUCCUCCAAGGUGAGUACUUCUUCUGUUUUGACCCUCGCAAGGACUACUGGGGCCACCUGUCCCCCAUGAGUGUACCCCGGAGCCAGGGUCUGGUUGUCUUACACAAGAACUGCAUCUAUUACAUCGCUGGCAUCUGCAGGAACCACCAGCGCACCUUCACCAUGGAGGUCUAUGACAUAGAGCAGAACACCUGGGCCCGCAAGAGGGACCUUCCCUUCGACCAGGCCACCAGCCCCUACAUCAAGGCUCUGCUCCUCCAGGGCAAGCUGCACCUGUUUGUCCGAGCCACGCAGGUCAUGGUGGAGGAACACGUGUUCCGUACCAGCAGGAAGAACUCCCUCUACCAGUAUGACGACGAGGCGGAUGCUUGGACCAAAGUCUACGAGACGCCUGACCGCCUCUGGGACCUGGGCCGCCAUUUUGAAUGUGUGGUGGCCAAACUGUACCCGCAGUGUCUUCAGAAAGUGCUCUGAGAGGGCCUUGGUGAAUGGGUGACAGGUAGCCUAGCGGUUAGAACAUUGGGCCAGUAACCGAAAGGUUGCUGGUUCAAAUACCCGAGCCGGCAAGGUGAAAAUCUCUGUGCCCUUGAGCAAGGCACUUAACCUUAAUUUGCUCCAGCGGCGCUGUACUGAUAAGGCUGAUCCUGUAAAACAUCACAUUUCACUGGACCUAUCUGGUGUAUGUGACAAAUAUUUAUUGGGUUGAACCCAUCCGGGAGGAGGGAGCGUGAGGUCCUGCUUGUCUUGUGCCUGAUGCUUUCCUGUUUUGCACCACAAGGGCAGUUAAGAGUUUAGUCUUAAAGCAUUAAAAUAUAAGGUUUAACACGAUCAAAUGGGGGUGCUUUCAAAAGAUUGCAGUAUUUAUUUAUUUUUUCUUCCACUCAGCACCAAAUACCCAAACUGAUGCUUGUUUUACAGCCCAAUGAAUUAUAAGUGCAAUUAUUAUGUUUGCUUGUUGUUGAGCCAUUUUGUUCCAUUUAAUCUUAAAAGCAUAUAUAGGUUAACAUUUUUACAAUUGAUUGACAUGCAGUUGAUGGAUCAGAUGAAGUACCCUCUAGUUAUGGAACCGCGACAUGUUAGCAUAAAGUGAAAAUUAUAUAUAUAUAUAAAUCAUAAAAAUGUUAUAUAUAUAUUCAUACGGGUAAGAUGAGCAGUGUUGCUCAUUUGUAGGUUGUUAGCUCAGAUUGAGGUUUUUUUGUCUGACUUUUGUAUUGAUUUGAAUGAUUGCUCCCUACAGCAAGUUCGUCUUUGUGGAAGUGUUUAUUAGUUGUGUAUGAAGUGUGCUCGUGAUUUAGAUCAAUUUAGUAUUAUUGCCAUGUGUGAUCGGUAUGAUGCUAUUUUCUGAAACGAAUACUUUUCUUUCAAGAGAAGGCCUAAGUUGUCAACCAAUGUGCUAUUUGGCUUCGUUGCAGUUGGAUUUAUACUUUUUCAAUUUGUAGACUAAUGCAAUGGACUCUCAGAGCUGGCAUCCAUUUUGUUGCAACGAGUUUCACAUGCCAAGACAACUUAAGAGAAGUUAGACGAUUCACUCUCCACAUUGGAGAAACAAGUCAGAUGUGUGGUUGGCCAAGAUAAGUGCGACAUUUCGAACCAGGCAACAGUUUGCUUUGAUAGCAACUUAACAGAAGUCAGAUAAGGAAUGAAGGGACAUGGUUCAGGCUGAUGUAUUGAUUUGGCCAAAGUGUGGGCAGCUCGCUGCAGAAUAGUAUUUUCUGUCGUAUUUUUUUUUCAGCAUGUCUGGUAUUCAUUACAAUCUGCUUUAAAAAAGUGUUUGGGUUAACCUACCUCUUAAAUGCCAAAAUGCAUUUAAGAACUUGUUUUGGUUAAUCUGAAAAGUUGAUGAAGUUUCAAGUAGCUAUAACUAAGGAAACUUUGAUACAAUUAGGUAGGGGUGGGACGAUACCAGUAUCGCGAUACUUCUUAGUAUUGUGGCAAGGAAACAAAACAUGAAGCAGAUUUAACUUCUUUAGGAUAACAGUCCUAAAGUUGGAAACAUACCUCAUUAUGUUAUCCGGAGUCACCUUUAUUUAUUUUCCAAACUAUAGCACAAUAUUUUACAUACAGCAGGUUUUUAAAGGGCCAAAGCAGGUGGUCUGCUUCGUGUUUUCAUUUUUGCCAUUGAUAAAAUAUUGCAAUGCUGGUAUCGUCACAGCCCUACAUUUAGGUUUACGCUCGUUGAAGUGCAUUACAUUUUGUUUUCAAGCCUAAUUUGGGUACUUACCUUUGCUCGUUGAAAUGUUUCAAUAUUUGCCUGUGUGGCUGGCUGCUGUACAGUAGUUGUCUGAGGAGGAGUAAAGUAGAGAUUGUUGGUGUAUAAUUUAGUGCAGAUCCCAAGGGGGAUGUCAUUGUGCC
Molecule: messenger RNA, 3684 nt
Organism: Salvelinus namaycush (lake trout)
Lineage: Eukaryota; Metazoa; Chordata; Actinopteri; Salmoniformes; Salmonidae
Product: kelch repeat and BTB domain-containing protein 8-like
Exons: 5
Coding region: 1-1806 (601 amino acids)
Molecular function (GO): protein binding
Source: RefSeq, a predicted model, not a curated record